Phlebotomus papatasi is the source of this 1787-nucleotide messenger RNA. RefSeq lists its product as uncharacterized. The record is from RefSeq and is a predicted model, not a curated record. NCBI's taxonomy places the organism in Eukaryota, Metazoa, Arthropoda, Insecta, Diptera, Psychodidae. The transcript has a single exon. Bases 231 to 1727 code for a protein of 498 amino acids.
AAAAAAAAAUAAAUUAAAUAAAAAAAAUAAGAAAAUUAAAUCCUUAGUAAUAUAAUCAAAAAUAUUAUUAAUGCAGUAAAGAAUAAUUUAUAAUUAAAAUUUAAGACAAAUAUGCUAUCGUGACAUGAUUAUUAUAUUUUAGGUUGACGAUCAUACCUUACGGACAAACAACUACAACUAUCCAAUUUCAUGACUUGACGAAUAAUCCCAAUGGAUUGGUGACCGUAAAAAUGGGCGUAGCCUUUAUUCAAAAAGGAAAUUUCAAAUUGGCUCAUGUCAUUCAUAUUGAAAAUUUUAAAGAAAUUGCUACUCAAAUUGAAAAAUUGGCGAAUAAGUACCAAAAUUUGGAUCAUUUUUCGGACAUAUUGAAAAACAAAAUUUUUGAAAUCAAUAAAAUAUUUCCAAAUUUUGACCCAAAAUUAAAAAAUAAAAGAGCCAUAGAAUGGAUUGGAUCUGCCAUUAAAUGGGCUACAGGCAAUGCUGAUGCUCAAGACAUUAGAGACAUUCACCGAGAGUUAUCAGAUAGCAAGUUAGGUAUCAAUAAGUUGAUUAAAAAUAAUAAUAAACAAGUCGAAAUUAAUAAGAAUUUUGAAAUACGAAUCAAUAAUAUGAUAAAAACAAUAUCAGGUUUACUUAAAAGUAAUUUGGAAAAGAAAGAUAAUACUUUAACUUAUUUGGAAGUAAUUAAUUUACUAUUUCAUAUUGACGAAUUACAUAAUAAACUAAAAGCAAUUGAAGAGGCUAUUAUGCUUUCAAAAUUAGGUGUAGUUUCCAAAAGUUUGCUAACACCAAUGGAAAUGAAUUUUAUAACAGAAAAACUUUAUCAACAAAAUAUAAGAUUAAGAUAUAGAGAACAAAUAUUUAAGUAUCUGAGCGCAGCAGUAUUAUAUGAGGGAGAGACUAUUGUGUAUGUAGUUGAUAUUCCUCAGAUAAGAGAAGAUGAGUGUAUGAAAUUAAUUAUUGAAACCUUUCCGAUUAAUGGACAACAAAUUAAAAUAGAUUAUAAACAUCUAUUAGUUUGCGAAACUGAGACGUAUGCAAUCAUCCGAGGAUGUACCAAGAUCGACAAAGGCGAAAUUUGCAGCAACGCAGAUUUAUUGGACAUCUCGAAUGAUUCAUGUACCCCAGCAAUUGCCAGAGGACGUCCAGGAAGCUGCCCAUGUGAAAGGUCACCCACAAAAACCAUCGUGAAGCAACUCAAAAUGGGAAUUGUUUUGGUGAAAACUGCCAAUCCGUCCAUCCCCUUAAACAACAGUUGCGGCAUAGAAAGGCGUAACAUUUCCGGUGCAUUCUUAAUCAUAUUCGAGAAUUGCACACUCCAGAUCAAUGAAGGGACUUAUGAGAAUCGUGUUUUUCACAUGGAUUCUCAACCAGUUAUCCUACCCCUACCUGAUGUGGUAAUUCAGAGAGAAGAAACCGGACCAGAAGAAGGAUUACGUCACCUAGAAGAUCUCCAUAUUCAAAAUAUGGACGCCCUAGAUGAGAUGAAAUCCAAUCACCAAACUACCAGUUAUUUUUCAUACUCUGGAUUCUGUAUUUCUGCCAUCAUUCUAACGUCAGCUAUCAUUAUUUGGAGUUUCAAGAAAACCCUCUACAGGAGAUGUUGGUAUCCUAAGCCGACUGAAAAUACCGAAAAUACAGUGAAUCGGGACGAUUCAACUUUAAGGGGGGAGCAGUUAAAUAUUCCCAUGUCCACCGGCACCAUGGACACACUCCACACCUGCUAAAGUGUGGAGUCAGCACGAACGUGCCUUCACUAUGGGAACAUCACAUUCCCACAACCCACA